CAAAUUUCAACCUGACGAUCAGUCACAGACGUUCUCUCUGCCCACGGUGGUUGUUAAAAACAAACCCAAAAGUUGAUCAGCUUAUCGUGCAGUUUAUACAGACACAUAAAACAAUAAGCAACAUGUUCCGAGUGUUCGUUAUUGCAGCUCUGGCCGCCGUCGCUGUUGCCCAGAACCCGGACGCCGAUGCACAGAUUCUGAGCUCCGACAGCUCUGUCAACCCGGACGGUUCGUACGCCUGGAACUACGAAACGAGCAAUGGUAUCCGUGCCCAGGAGGAAGGAGUCGGUGGCCAGUCGGCGCAGGGUUCCGCCUCGUGGACGGACCGUGACGGCACACCCAUCCAGCUGACGUACGUUGCCGAUGAGAACGGAUUCCAGCCGCGUGGUGAUCAUCUGCCCCGUGAAGGUCCUGUGCCGGCCCAUGUCCUGAAGACGCUUGAGUUCAUUCGUGCCAACCCACCCAAGGAUGAUCCGAACUUUAACAUUCAGGCUUUGGAGGCUGAAAUCGCCAGACUGCAGGCCCUCAAGUAAGAUGGGGAAAAAAGCUCAGAAGAGACAGAGCCACGAAGUUGACGGUUUGUCACUAUUCUUCAUCAGUCAUUAAGAACCAGAGAGAUAGAUAGGGGAGAGGCAGAAGGAUAACAAGUAGACAGUAGUAGAUCGCGAGAGAGAGAGAGAGAGAGAGAAAGAGUGUGCUAGGGAACACACUAACGCGUGCGGAUUAGCAAUAGAACGAGAUUUUGUGAAGGCGUUUUCGCUGUGACCUGUGCACAUACUCAUGCAACAACACUAAAAAACAAAAGCACACAACCAAGCGGCAGAUCAGCAUCCUGCUCCAAAAGCAUUUGCUACGAUAAACGUUGCUAGGGAAAGCGAAAACGAGGUUAGAAGGAGCAUAACAAAACACACAUAAACACUAAACACUCAAGCAGCAACGAAAGGGAAAGGCACAAAACAUCGAAAAGGAAGGCAAAGCCACAAACGAACCAUCAGACGUAUAGGGAGAAAGACGCAUGGCAUCCCUUUUUUAAUUCUUUUACACCACACUAUUUACUGCGAAGCUGUAAUACUUUUGUACAUAAUUUUGACUAGUUCAUUUACAAACGUCUGUAAAAAAACAAUCCA
Molecule: messenger RNA, 1127 nt
Organism: Anopheles funestus (African malaria mosquito)
Lineage: Eukaryota; Metazoa; Arthropoda; Insecta; Diptera; Culicidae
Product: pupal cuticle protein Edg-78E-like
Exons: 2
Coding region: 123-533 (136 amino acids)
Cellular component (GO): chitin-based extracellular matrix
Molecular function (GO): structural constituent of chitin-based larval cuticle
Source: RefSeq, a predicted model, not a curated record